Molecule: messenger RNA, 1305 nt
Organism: Fusarium redolens
Lineage: Eukaryota; Fungi; Ascomycota; Sordariomycetes; Hypocreales; Nectriaceae
Exons: 3
Coding region: 296-1087 (263 amino acids)
Source: RefSeq, a predicted model, not a curated record
CAAGGAUCAAAACAAUCGAUAGAUCUGGCAGGUCCAGGCACAUGAAAGAAAGUAAAUUGGUUGCAUGUUAAAAUGCAUCGUCAUAGAUCUUGGAUCGUAGUGAAUUGUGCAAAAAAUGACGAACGAUGACAGCAUUAGCCACAUACGCUGCCAAGGACUGUGGCAUGAGCUCAUUGAUCUGCCAGAGCUAUUAAGAGAGAGCUCUACAGCUGAUUUGAACGACAAUCAUUCUAGCAUUUGACUUCAAAUCUAUUCAAACACCAUUCAAGUCACUUUAAAUCUCCACAGAUUCACCAUGGCAUCUGAACUUCCUCCCAACGCCCUUGGCAAAUUGGCCUCAUCCGUCAAGAACAUCGUAACUGGUGUUCCCCUGGAAGAACAAAACGAAACCAAUGUGCCAGCCACCAAGCAAGUCGAUAAGAGCCUUGAAAAGACAGUUGACGAGACCGUCGAGACUACUGAUGACGCCACCAUUCACAAGGAGAAGCAAGCUCCAGUUGUGCACGAAGACGUCAAGUCUCACGAGCAUGAGAAGGUCGACACAGAAGUCGACCACGAGGUCCACCAAGACCAUUACCAUACCACUAUUCAGCCUGUCAAGGACAAGAAUGUUUUACCCACCAAGCAUGUCUACAAGGAGAAUGAAGUCGAAGAGGAGAUAGAUCAUCGGGAUAACAAGGCUAAGAUGAAGGCCAAGGAGGAAGCCGCCAGGAUCAAGAACGAGAAAAACGUUGAGGGCACUACUCAUUCAAGAGAGUAUGCUCCUACGAACGAACAUGAGCACAUUCACCACCACCUCCAUGAGAAUAUCCAGCCCGUGAUCGAGAGAGAAACAGUUCAACAAAAGGUCAUCCAUACCACAAAUCGCGUCCAUGAGAAGGAGCAGCUCAACGACGAGCACCACGAGGCCACUGUCGCUCCCGCCAUUUCAAUGGACGAGUUCAAGAAUGGUGGCGCCAAGGCUGGAACUACUACCACCAAGGACAUCGAGAUUCCAGUGUCCGGUGUCAAGGCCACAGCAAAGAAGAGGGAAGCUCUCACUGCAGACGUGGAUGUUGAAGAAGCUCCCAAAGUUGAAUCAAUCUAGUGAAAAGGAAGAGAGGAUCUUCUUGUACCGUACUUGACUGUAAAUGCUCAUGUCAUCGAUGAAUGAGGUAUUGCUCAGAGGAUUUUGUAUUAAUAGGACGGAGUUAGGAUAGUUAUGGAUAGUACUUUGGUAGCGAAUGGGCAAUGCCUGACUGGAGCAAAGAAUCCUCUGUCUGCGAUGUGAUAUGUUUCUUUGGAAUCCAACAGAUGCACGAGACG